This is a messenger RNA of Drosophila busckii, 2076 nucleotides long. RefSeq names its product major facilitator superfamily domain-containing protein 6. Gene Ontology annotation, cellular component: membrane. The record is from RefSeq and is a predicted model, not a curated record. Lineage: Eukaryota; Metazoa; Arthropoda; Insecta; Diptera; Drosophilidae. Bases 431 to 2053 code for a protein of 540 amino acids. The transcript has 4 exons.
UGGUGGGGGUGAAAUAUGUGCAGCGCAAUCAAUAAACAGUUUCAAGUGCAGUCAAGUGCCGUUGCUCCGUGCAAGCUGUGGAAUUAAAUGAAUGUUUGCCAUACAAAUCAAUUGCAAGUACAAUUACCCAUGUUAAUAAAACAACUACAACACUUACACUGGGCUUGCUUGUAGUACGCGUUGAGCUCUUGGACAUUUUCUGGCAAUGAAAUAUGUGUUAAAUACUCUGGCGUUCGGUUGAGAAAGCUUCCAAUUCACCUAAGUAUGUAUAUACGGACGACUGGAAUAGACGCAUCAUUAGAAUAACACGCUGAGUGCAUGGAGUCAUUAAACUGUGAUAUAUUGACACGACUAUUUGCACGAUUUAACUUUGGAUUGUAUAUACAUAUAAAUAAAAUUAGCUUUACAACAUUCACAUUGGACAGAGACAAUGGCGCGUCUUAAUAAACGAUUGCUGCCCAUAAAGGCGCAUUUCUUCUUCUUCAUGGCGGGCAUGGGUCCCAUAUUGCCGCAACUUUCGGUGAUAGGUAAACAAAUUGGCAUUCCGCCAGAUAUAAUGGGCUAUAUAUUUGCUAUAUUGCCGCUGCUCUAUGUGUUAGCUAAGCCACUUGUGGGCUUUCUGGUGGAUUAUUUUAUGAACCUGCGCAAGUUUAUCUUUAUGUCUUUGAUUGUGGUCAUGACGCUGGCCUAUGCUGGUUUCUAUUUUGUGCCCGAUGCAGCGCAUGCCAUCAAAGUGGAUGAGAGCAGCUCGGCGUGGAACAUAAGCUGGAGCCAGGAGCCACUGGAGUGCAGUUCGGAGUUGUAUAGCUUGAAGAAUCAUUGCCAACUAAUGCUUGAGGCUGAAUGCAGUCAGCAGAAUUAUACAUUUGACGUAUUGCUGGUGGAUGAACAAGCAGCGCUUGGGCUUAAUCUAACUGCCAAUGUGCAGCAUGCGAAUGCAACGUAUUUGAUGUGCUUGGAGCAGGCAGCUCCAGCUAACUAUUGGAGCAGCGCUGAGGCCGUUUGUGAGCUGCGUCAGCUGCAGAGCUGCAUCUUUGGCAGCGGCAAGUUCUGGCUUUUUGUUUGCCUGCUGUUCAUAGGCACCAUUGGCUUUAAUGUAACCAACUCUAUAUCGGAUGCUUGCUGCUUUGAUAUGCUGGGCGAGCAGCAGCAUGGCAAGUACGGCGCCCAACGUGUCUGGGGCACCAUUGGCUUUGGUGUUACCGCUCUGCUCGCCGGCAUUGUGGUUGAUCUUUGGACUGCAGAUGCUGUCAAGAGUUUUACGCCAGCGCUAAUCAUCAUGUGCAUCUUUAGCGUGCUGGACUUGUGUAGUGUAUCCAAGCUAAAGCUGCCUAAACUGGGCGGCUCCGAGUCCAUUUGGCAGGAUGUUUGGCAGCUGGUGCGCCAGCCACCCAUUGUGACCUUUUUGUGCUUUGCCACCAUUGCGGGCAUCAUCGACUCGUUUAUCAUCUACUUUAUGUUCUGGCAUGUGGAGCAGGUGGCUGAGCAAACGGGUUACAUGGAUCAGAUAAAGCUUAUCGAAGGACUUGUCGUGGCUGCCGAGUGUUUGGCUGGCGAGGUGCCUUUCUUCUUCUACAGCGGCAAGAUUAUCAAGAAAUUGGGCUAUGUGCACUGCAUGAGCAUGUGCUUCUUCUUCUAUGCAGUGCGCCUGGCGCUCAUUUCCUGGAUACCCAAUCCCUGGUAUCUAGUGGGCGUGGAGCUUUUCUUUCAAGGCGUUACCUAUGCGCUUUGUUAUACCUGCAUUGUAGCCUAUGCCUCGGCAGUGGCACCACCUGGCACCUCGGCUACGGUGCAAGGUCUAAUGGCUGGCAUGGAUGAUGGCCUGGGCUUCUCCAUUGGUUCGCUUAUUGGUGGCAUCAUGUUCAAGCGUCUGGGUGGACGCGAGAGUUUUAAAUACUUUGCCAUUGCUGCCAUCUGCACAUGUGUGGCGCACAUUGUGUUGCGUCCUCUGUCCAGAAAGCAGCAGUAUUUACCCAAGAGUGGCUAUCAAGUGCCACAGGAGCAGUUGCGCGCCCAGGCGCAGGCGCAAGCGCUAAAGCAGGAAGUGUUUUAAUUUAGCUUAAUUCCAUGUUUGGU